AUGAAGGUAUUCAGCGGAGCAAUUUUGGGCUUGACGGCCUUGGCAAAGAUGGUCUUGGCGGACUCCGAGGCGUUCUACUUUUUGAGCAUCAGAUCUGCGUCGAUGUACCACAUGUCGUCGGUGUUCGAGGACAACGGGGCGUUGAAGCUCGGCGGGUCGACGGCCGACGCACUGUCGGCGGUGGUGACGGACGACGGGAAGUUGAAGUUGUCGAACGGGCACUACGCGGUGGUGGACGCCAAGGGCGCGUUCACGGCGGGCAGCGCGGACAAGGCGUCGACGGGCUUCAGCAUCAGCCGCGGCUACGUGACGUACAAGGGCAACUCGGGCUUCUACCCCGUGGGCUCGAGCAGCCCCUACGAGUUGACGCUCGAGCAGCCGGGCGCAACGAGCAUCAGCGUGGCGCUCCGCGCGCAGUCCGUGACGGGCGCGUCCUCGGUGGACGACUUUGAGCCUGCGGAGGGCGCCGCGCGCUCGGCCGCGCCCGCGGCCGGCGCUGGGCCAGCCGCCAACGCGACCGCGCCGGUCGCCAACGGCACCGCGCCCGCCACCAACGGCACCGCGCCAGCCGGGGGCUUUGCCAACGUGACCGUUACCGCCACCGGCUACCACACCGUGAUCCAGACCAUCACCUCGUGCGAGAACAACGGCGGCAAGUGCACCGUGCUCACGACCACCGGCCCUGCCCCAGUGCCAGUCUCGACCGCGCCAGGCUCCUCGGCUCCACACUCGUCGGCCCCAGUCUCGUCGGCCCCAGUCUCGUCGGCCCCACACUCGUCGGCCCCACACUCGUCGGCCCCAUCCACCUCCGCCUCCUCGACCAUUCCUAUCGAGACCCAGACGGGCAACGGCGCCGCCAAGGCUGUCGUCGGGCUAGGCGCGGGUGUCCUUGCCGCUGCUGCUAUGUUGAUCUAA
Eremothecium gossypii ATCC 10895 is the source of this 915-nucleotide messenger RNA. RefSeq names its product ABR025Cp. The record is from RefSeq and is marked provisional. Bases 1 to 915 code for a protein of 304 amino acids. Lineage: Eukaryota; Fungi; Ascomycota; Saccharomycetes; Saccharomycetales; Saccharomycetaceae. The transcript has a single exon.